AUGGGUUGCGCAAAAGUGUGCGGUUGGAUUUUGGGUUGUAUCGGCUGUUGUUGCUGCACAAUCGUCCUCGGUUUUCUUUUGAUCAAUUUGGGAGUUUUCGGUGGUUUCUACUUUUUGGCCAAAACUGCAACAUCGUGUAAUGAAACUGAAUUAGCGUUGGCGGCCGAAAAAUGCGAUGGUCUUGGAUAUCAAGUGACAAAUCUCACCGCAAAAAGUAUCAGCAGAUAUGGUUUCGACUACAAUAAUAAGGAGAUUAGUGAUGCUUGUACUAAAUAUACAGUGAGUUAGGGUCCCGUGAUGAAUUUUUGGUGAAAAAUACGAUUCCGAAGACAAAAAUAGCCAAAAAUAUUUUUUCUGGAGAUCCAGAAGAGUUUUUGGCAAUUUUUGACUUCAAGAUCGUGAUCAGUGUGAAGGAUUCAGUAAAUUUCACACUAUUUCAAGCCCAAAAUUUGCAGGUUUGCCAAAAAGAGCACUUCUGUUUCCAAAACACAGACAAAUAUAAGGAUAUGAUGUUCGCGUGUGCAAUGCCCGUGUUUUUGGCCGAAAAAUUUUCGACAUGUCGCAAGCAACUCAUCGAUUUUGCCAAAAAAUCAGAUACUUCUUGUCUCAAAUUUUUGAUCGACGAGAAAACUGUGAGUUUUUGGAAGAAGAAACCUAACAUGAGCAAUACUCGAAAUUUUCAGCGUUGUGAAAAAUGGGACGAGAGUCGAAAAUGUCUGAUGACCGAAAUCAAAGAAAUUUGUGGAGAAGGAAUUUACAAAACUGUCAAGAACAAGGAGAAAUUCGAGUGCUAA
Caenorhabditis angaria is the source of this 794-nucleotide messenger RNA. Lineage: Eukaryota; Metazoa; Nematoda; Chromadorea; Rhabditida; Rhabditidae. The record is from the annotation of a GenBank genome assembly.